Molecule: messenger RNA, 517 nt
Organism: Odobenus rosmarus divergens (Pacific walrus)
Lineage: Eukaryota; Metazoa; Chordata; Mammalia; Carnivora; Odobenidae
Gene: LBH
Product: limb bud and heart development
Exons: 3
Coding region: 200-517 (105 amino acids)
Biological process (GO): positive regulation of DNA-templated transcription
Cellular component (GO): nucleus
Source: RefSeq, a predicted model, not a curated record
GCUCGGUGGGGAACCGAGAGCUCCGUGUGCUCUGCCGACGCAGCUGGCAGCGGGGCUGUCUCCGGAAGGCGGACCGGCGAACGCCUAGUGCCCGCACUCCGCCGCCUGCCGCGCCUGUCUGCGCCCCUGACAUCCUUAUUCGGGACGCGGUGGCCGUUUUUAAAUCACAAGGGCGUGGGUCAGCCUCCCCUCGGACUUCAUGUCUGUGUAUUUCCCCAUUCACUGCCCCGACUAUCUGCGAUCUGCCGAGAUGACUGAAGUGAUGAUGAACACCCCAUCCAUGGAGGAGAUUGGCCUCAACCCCCGAAAGGAUGGCCUUUCCUAUCAGAUCUUCCCCGACCCAUCAGACUUUGACCGCUGCUGCAAGCUCAAAGACCGCCUGCCCUCCAUCGUGGUGGAGCCCACGGAGGGCGAGGUGGAGAGCGGGGAGCUCCGGUGGCCCCCCGAGGAGUUCUUGGUCCAGGAGGAUGAGCAGGACAACUGUGAAGAGACAGAGAAAGACAACAAGGAGCAAUAG